Messenger RNA from Myotis davidii, 1490 nucleotides. It is a transcript of the gene KCNJ1, whose product is annotated as potassium voltage-gated channel subfamily J member 1. The record is from RefSeq and is a predicted model, not a curated record. Gene Ontology annotation, cellular component: plasma membrane. Bases 359 to 1477 code for a protein of 372 amino acids. Gene Ontology annotation, molecular function: ATP-activated inward rectifier potassium channel activity. Gene Ontology annotation, biological process: regulation of monoatomic ion transmembrane transport; potassium ion import across plasma membrane. NCBI's taxonomy places the organism in Eukaryota, Metazoa, Chordata, Mammalia, Chiroptera, Vespertilionidae. The transcript has 2 exons.
CGAGUCAGGGCUCCAUAAACAAUCCCUCUUAAUUAGCCCCCGCAGCCCAACACCUCUGGUGCAUCUAGCCCGGUUUACUGCCACGCCUACUCCUGUUGGAUCCGGUUCUAAAGUAAACUGUGUUCUUUGAGAGCCGCUGCAUACAGAUGAGUAGGCAGCCAGUCUGAGCUGACCCACAGACUCAUAAAAACCAACGGGGCCUCGGGCACCCACGCCCGGGACACCCAAUUUCUUGGAUCAAAGGUGCAAGGACCUGCUCUCAUCAAGGAUCCAGCUGCUUUCUUGGGGACCAAGACAUUGAGCUUUUGUCUCCGUAUUCACUCAAGCAGCCCAUGAGAUCAAGGUGUUGACAGAAAGAAUGUUCAAACAUCUUCGGAAAUGGUUUGUCACUCGCUUUUUGGGGCAUCCUCGGCGAAGAACAAGGUUGGUUUCCAAAGAUGGAAGGUGCAACAUAGAGUUUGGCAACGUGGAGGCGCAGACGAGGUUUAUAUUCUUCGUGGACAUCUGGACGACGGUGCUUGACCUCAAAUGGCGAUACAAGAUGACCAUCUUCAUCACAGCCUUCUUGGGGAGCUGGUUCCUCUUUGGCCUCCUGUGGUACGCGGUAGCCUACAUUCACAAAGAUCUCCCCGAGUUCCAUCCACCAGACAACCACACCCCUUGCGUGGACAACAUUAAUGGUCUGACCUCAGCUUUCCUGUUUUCUCUGGAAACGCAGGUGACUAUCGGCUAUGGAUUCAGGUGUGUGACGGAACAGUGUGGCACCGCCAUCUUCCUGCUCAUCUUCCAGUCUAUCCUUGGCGUCAUCAUCAAUUCCUUCAUGUGUGGCGCCAUCUUAGCCAAGAUCUCCAGGCCCAAAAAGCGGGCGAAGACCAUUACCUUCAGCAAGAAUGCCGUGAUCAGUAAGCGGGGCGGGAAGCUGUGCCUCCUCAUCCGCGUGGCCAACCUCCGGAAGAGCCUUCUCAUUGGCAGUCACAUCUACGGGAAGCUUCUCAAGACCACAGUCACUCCUGAGGGAGAGACCAUUAUUUUGGAUCAGACCAAUAUCAACUUCAUAGUGGAUGCCGGGAAUGAAAAUUUAUUCUUCAUCUCCCCACUGACCAUUUACCACAUCAUUGAUCACAACAGUCCCUUCUUCGACAUGGCGGCAGAGACGCUUCUCCAGCAGGACUUCGAGUUGGUGGUGUUUUUAGAUGGCACCGUGGAGUCGACCAGCGCGACCUGCCAAGUGCGGACAUCCUAUGUCCCAGAAGAGGUGCUCUGGGGCUACCGUUUUGCUCCCAUCGUGUCCAAGACCAAGGAAGGGAAAUACCGCGUGGAUUUCCACAACUUUAGCAAGACGGUGGAAGUGGAUACCCCUCACUGUGCCAUGUGCCUUUAUAAUGAGAGAGAUGCGAGAGCCAAGAUGAAGAGAGGCUAUGACAACCCCAACUUCACUUUGUCAGAAGUCAACGAGGCAGAUGACACUAAAAUGUAGCAGUGGCUUUUCA